AUGCGAAAUGUCGCUUCCUUUGACAAAAGCAAGAAUGGGGAUAAUGUUGAUGUUAAUGGCAAUGAUAACAUGGAUGACAAUGUCGAAGACAAUAUCGAUGCCAAUAUUGCUGAUAAUGUCGAUGUUAGUGACGACAAAUCAGUGGAGUUGAAUUACUUGUUUCUUUUUUAUGGGAUUGGCGUCAAGAGACAUUGCUGUCACAAGUCCACGUCUCCAAAUACUAUACUAGUGUUGCCUGAAGCAUCCAGCCCUCGGGAAAAUCCCCUUGCACUCUGGCCAGGAAUGAGAACCAGCGGUGGCAACCUGAUUCAGGCUUUUACUGUCUCUUUCUUGAACCCUGCAGCGCAGCUCAGCAUUACUCCUCCCUCCAGCCAGAACCUCCAACCCCUUCUGCAAAUACGGCCCUACAACCGGAAUAUUGCCCGCAAACUGCCCAAUCGUGAUCAGGAAAUCGCCAAAGAGGAUAAACAACCCGUAUAG
Molecule: messenger RNA, 480 nt
Organism: Aspergillus oryzae RIB40
Lineage: Eukaryota; Fungi; Ascomycota; Eurotiomycetes; Eurotiales; Aspergillaceae
Exons: 3
Coding region: 1-480 (159 amino acids)
Source: RefSeq, a predicted model, not a curated record